AUGACAGAUGUGGUUUCUACUCCUCGACCACGGCGGUCAACUUCUUCCUCCGGGGGCAACUCUGCCCACUCGGUCAUGGAACGAAGAGCCAGCGAGGAGACGGACGAAGGACCAGACUCUAUAGGCUCUGCUGGCAGCCGCGGGAGCAGAAAGCGCGCCGCUUCCAUCGACAUUGAGGAAGCAAAUAGCUCCAGAGGGAGAGAGUUCAGCUUGGAGACCGGACCGAUGGGUAGCGAGGGAGGCAAGGACUACAUUUGUCUCUGCACGCCUGCUCUCAAGGUCCCAAGACCUCGUAACGUUUGGCCGGCGGUCUUCGUCGCAGACGUGGUCUGA
This is a messenger RNA of Colletotrichum spaethianum, 333 nucleotides long. RefSeq lists its product as uncharacterized. Bases 1 to 333 code for a protein of 110 amino acids. The record is from RefSeq and is a predicted model, not a curated record. The transcript is spliced from 2 exons. NCBI's taxonomy places the organism in Eukaryota, Fungi, Ascomycota, Sordariomycetes, Glomerellales, Glomerellaceae.